GCUCGCGCCAAUACAGCACGCGCUCUGUACGACAACCACCACACAGUUCAAACGGCCUCCGGCUUCAAGAGGCUGUUGCUGUCGGCGUGGUGCUGACCGUAUUAGUUGGCGAUGGAGCUGUCGCCGCGCAAGGCGGCUGCCUUCCAGCGUCACCGGCGGUCGGGACAACUGUGUGACGUCCAGCUGCGGACCAUGGACGGUGGCCUGUUUCCAGUGCAUCGUCUAAUAUUGGCCGCCACUUGUCCACCGUUUCGAAGCCUCUUCAAGGGCUCUGGCGGGGGUGAUUACAGCGUGGCCAGGGUGUCGAAGGAUGUCAUGGAGCUCCUCAUCGACUUCGCUUACGGCCUGCCUAUCACGGAUCGCCUAAAGGCCACGAAUGUUGAAAAGAUCCUCGCUGUUUCUGAGAAAUUUCAGAUUCCAAAACUUCGGAAGACGUGCCUGGCGUACAUGCAGUCCAACCUAACGUACAGCAACUGCGUGGCCAUGCUGCAUAUGGCGCGCAGUAAAAACUACGAGUCACUUGCAACUGCAGCCUUGCGCUUCAUCAUCGUCAACUUCGAAAUGGUUAGUCAAAGAAACUCAGACCUGAUGGACCUAUCGUACGAGGAGCUUCAUGAAGUGGUACGGUUAGACGACCUACAGGUCUCUGACGAGAUGGUAGUGUUUCGGGCCAUAAUUAGAUGGGUCGAAUACAACAUCGGCGCACGAGUACCACACCUACCAGAGCUCAUGGCGCAGGUUCGCUUCGGUCUCUCCCGGGAAAGUAGGUGCUACGACGAAGUUUCCCAGCAGCUUCUGGUAGGAGGCAAUUCGGCAUGUGCUGACUUGCUGGCUUCCUUACUGCACCUGGUAGACCAGUUGGGCUCCGUUGGCGGGCCAGGACCACGGCUCCUGAACCCUGAGCUCCUGUGGCUUCGUCCACGAGUCCCAAGAGACGUGCUGUUCGUCAUUGGUGGCUGGAGCAAUGGUAACGCCAUAAAUCUCAUGGAGACCUACGACUGUCGUGCAGACCGAUGGCUUAUUUUUACCGGAGACCGAGACGUCAAGCCCAGGGCAUACCACGGUGUGGCGGUGCUGGAUGGUGCCAUCUACGUGGUCGGAGGCUUCGACGGGACAGAGUGCUACAGCUCCGUCUUAUGUCUGGAACCGGCCGAGGGGCGUUGGCAUUCACGCUCCUGCAUGCACUACCAACGUUGCUACGUCAGCGUAGCUGCACUAGCUGGACGGCUAUACGCAAUGGGAGGCUACGACGGCGACAGGCGCACAUCCUCUUCCGAGGCUUAUGACCCGCACAGCAACCAGUGGACGUUGGUUGCUGACAUGCACGAACCGCGAUCGGAUGCCUGUGCUGCCACUGCGCAGGGGCGCGUAUACAUUGCGGGCGGCUUUACGGGUCAGGAAGUUCUAACCUCGGUGGAGUUCUACGAGCCGAACACUGACAGCUGGACUCUGGUUCGGCCUAUGCUCAGCCCGCGAAGUGGAGUGCGAGUGGUCGCGUACCAUGACACGCUCAUGGCUAUUGGGGGUUUCAAUGGCAGCAACAGACUGGCAACAGUGGAACAAUACGACCUGCAUAGGGAUAAAUGGCAGCCAGCUCCGAGCAUGUCCUGUCCACGGAGCAAUUUCGCUGUAGCUGUCCUGGACGGAAGCAUUUACGUCAUCGGUGGAUUUAACGGGACGACAACGGUACAGCUAGUUGAGAAAUAUCAUACAGAGGAAAAAGUGUGGCGAAGAAUCACUAACAUGAAUAUUAACAGAAGCGCUCUGGGGGCCUGCGUUGUACGUGACUUGCCAAAUUCCAGAAAGUACUCUGUCCUUGGUACUUUAGAAUGAGAACUGCAGCUGUAGAUAACGCAUAUAUAGUGCAGCAUGAAAGUUCUAAAGCUUCUAGAGAAAGUAUUACUUGACGACGAACGAAUAAAAACUCUGACCAUAACGUA
Molecule: messenger RNA, 1940 nt
Organism: Ornithodoros turicata
Lineage: Eukaryota; Metazoa; Arthropoda; Arachnida; Ixodida; Argasidae
Product: kelch-like protein 10
Exons: 9
Coding region: 112-1833 (573 amino acids)
Molecular function (GO): protein binding
Source: RefSeq, a predicted model, not a curated record